This is a messenger RNA of Echinostoma caproni, 378 nucleotides long. The record is from the annotation of a GenBank genome assembly. Lineage: Eukaryota; Metazoa; Platyhelminthes; Trematoda; Plagiorchiida; Echinostomatidae.
AUGCAAGAUCAUUUGUACAGCACGGACGACGUGUUGCAACCGGUUGUUGGACGUGGAUUCCGGUGUCUGACAUGUGAUCUACCGUCCGGUCAGAUCUACGGAUAUCCCGGAUGGACAUAUCGACAAUACUUCAAGUAUAGCCAUUGUGGUGCAUUUCUACGGCUCCCCGAUUCCAGUCUGGAUCGAUUGCUUGUACUGGUCACAGAUCAAUCGCACCUUGAACGCAUUGAGAUCGGAGUGUACACGGAUCCGUUCAAUCCUUUGACCGGAACACAUGAGAGUAUCAUUUAUCAACCGCAGGGUCCUACCAUGUCUGAACUUGCAAUCUACACCUACGGAGCAAGAUUUGGUCUAAUUGAUACCAUUUGGGAGGCUUGA